CCAUUAUUUCGCUCGUCCAGCUUCCACAACUGUCAUUACACGAUUCUGUCCUGUCGGUUCUGGACAUCGCGAGCAGCCUCACGACGUGCGGUUACCGUGGCAAUCGAGCAGGUUUCUAGCAGUGUUAAAAGUGGCUGGAGGCUCGUUAAGAUGGUCAGGGCUGGCGGUUUUCUGAAGUUGGCGGCGCUCAUCAUUGCAUUCUUCCUAGCUGUGUUCCUGGCUUUCCAGCUGCUGGAGAUAAACACGGAUUUCAAACUGAGCAGCAUGAUGUCCAGAUCUGUGCCAGCGAACGAAGGCUCAACAAAGCCGGUCAGGCACAAGUGUGGGCUGUCCAAGGCAUGUCCGCUCGGACACUUUGCCUUCAAGAUGGCAAGUGGAGCGGCAAGUGUGGUGGGGCCCAGAAUCUGUCUGGAGGACAAACUACUGAUGAGCGGUGUGAAGAACAAUGUGGGUAGAGGAAUCAACAUCGCCCUGGUUAAUGGCAGAACAGGGGAACUUAUGAAGACAGAGUUUUUUGAUAUGUGGGCAGGAGAUGUGGCUCCCUUAAUUAAAUUCCUGAAGGAAAUUGAGGACGGGACAGUUGUGAUGAUGGCCUCAUUUGAUGAUCCCUCAACAAAACUUAAUGAUGAGGCCAGGAAGCUGAUUGCUGAUCUGGGCAGCUCAGCUAUCAGUAAUUUGGGCUUCCGGGACAACUGGAUCUUCGUAGGAGGGAAAGGCAUCAAAACCAAGAGUCCAUUUGAGCAGCAUAUAAAGAACAGCGCAGACACCAACAAAUUUGAGGGAUGGCCUGAAGUGCUGGAGAUGGAAGGCUGCGUACCCCAGAGGCAGGACUGAUGUGAGCUCUCGCUGUAAUUGUCAACCACCUAUUUCUCGCCGUGCUGGUCCACCUCGUCCUCCCGUUCCUCACGAGACUUUAAAGUGGUUGCAUUUCUCGGGGCUAAGAAAGGUCGCCUUACGCCUGUUGCCCCGAUGCCUUUUAUUUAAAUUUUCCCAGCAGAACAACUUCUCUCCAGAAGGUAUUAGCAACAAAGAGGAGGCGCCGUGAAACUUCAGUCAGCCCUGAGCAGGAAUGUGAAGCUCGUACCUCCUUGCACUUCUCCUUCGUUUUGAAUAUCAUGACACAGAUGCUUAUUGGGGCUUGUAAUUGGAGCUAGUAGGUAGAGUGCACUGGUUAGAAGGGAUUUACCUUUGAUUACUGAGAUACAAUCACACUUCUAUCUGUGAAGUCCACAGACUUAGCUUGAUAGAGUGUUGCAUUAUUGCACUGUCGUUGAUGGAAAUAGAUGUCAAAGCCCAGGAUUUUGGGGGGGGCUAAGUUUCCUUUGCCUGUACCCUGCCUUAAUCGAAUACUUCCAUCCGCUUCUUUUCUUUUUUUUUUUUUUUAAAUAUGAUGAUAUUUUUUUGAUUCCAUGUGUCCCUUUCAGAGUUGUCUUUACUUUGAGAAAAUUAAUAUUAACAGGGUUUGAAGACGCAACUACUCAUGACAUUAUAACCAAAUACACCAAAUUCACUGUGAAAUUUGUAAAUAUGUGUUUAGAGGAGGGUUCUAGAUUCCAAAGAUCCUCAUUUAACGAACAUUGUAAUAAUUAUAUAAGUUCUUAAAAUAAAUGAUAUUGUUAGUAACGUGUGUGUGUGUCUGGGUUAAAAGUGUUCUGUUACACCUACAAGUAGUUAUAUGUGUUUGCGAUUGAGUAUUUGUACUGGCAUAUAGUUUUUUGUGUUCAAAUGCAGCAGACCUCAUACAGUUAACAGCUGUUUCAACAGUCGGUAUCAGUUUGCCUGUUAAUCAUUACCGUGUCAGUCUUGCCAUUUUACAACCACUUUGAAGACAUUACAGGCUAUUUGCAUCUUCAGUUCAGGCUGAGGUAUUUCUUGUGGUUGAAAGAAAACUAUUUUUUAUACACAGACAAUGUUGUGUUAACCACUUAUCAGUGGUUUACAGUUUCUAUGGAAGUCCUUUAAAUGCAGCAACUACUUUCAAAAAGCAGUUCUUUAAAGGCAGAAUUGUUGAACACAAGCUGUUUUUUUUUUUUUAAGUUUUUAAAAGGUUUUUAAAAGUACCUGGUUCUCACAGCUGAGACAUGCUGCUAAUCUGCAGUUAGUCUAAUAUGACACAGCUGUGCAGCUGUGUUUGUGAUGUAGUUACUGUAGUAUUCCCUCUGUCAUUUCCCAUCAUCUGUGUGUCCACUGUCCCUAAACAGCUGCACCGGUGGUAGUAUGACUGGUUUUAAUAUUGUGUAGUGAAAACAUGCAAACAAACAAGAUAUUAUUUUGCCCACCCAUUAGUUUACAAGCUGUGGACAAAUUAACACAACUUAAACUAAAAUUUAACCCAAAACAACACCACACACUGCAACUUAAAAAAUUAACAAAGACUUGAAUAAGUGCCUAUUUGACAGCCUCAACAAAAAUUUUAAAAUAUAAAGCACUGCCAAGGUUGUAUUUAGUUAAAGAGUAUCGUAUGCUGUUAUUCUGUUUGUCCCGUGUGUGUGUGUGUGUGUGUGUAUAUUUUGUUUUUCUUUUUUCUUUUUUUCACUGUCACUGUUAAAUAAACCAAUAAAUAAAAAAUGAAAGUGUGAUUGCUGUACAGAUUUC
Molecule: messenger RNA, 2595 nt
Organism: Toxotes jaculatrix (banded archerfish)
Lineage: Eukaryota; Metazoa; Chordata; Actinopteri; Toxotidae
Gene: fam3c
Product: FAM3 metabolism regulating signaling molecule C
Exons: 10
Coding region: 151-834 (227 amino acids)
Source: RefSeq, a predicted model, not a curated record